Messenger RNA from Penicillium macrosclerotiorum, 2118 nucleotides. RefSeq lists its product as uncharacterized. Bases 1 to 2118 code for a protein of 705 amino acids. Lineage: Eukaryota; Fungi; Ascomycota; Eurotiomycetes; Eurotiales; Aspergillaceae. Gene Ontology annotation, molecular function: beta-N-acetylhexosaminidase activity. The record is from RefSeq and is a predicted model, not a curated record. The transcript is spliced from 3 exons. Gene Ontology annotation, biological process: carbohydrate metabolic process.
AUGCGACUCUAUACGGAGAUGUGUGCCAUGUUACAUGGGUCUCAAUCACGCUUGGUGACUGUACCGAUUACACCGUUCACUGCGGCCGGCGGGACCUAUGAUGUGUCCCAACUCACAGAGAUCGUAAUCGAUUCACGCUAUGCGAAGGUGGUGGACUAUCAUGGCCAAACUCUAAUCCCGCCGACUCUCCAUGAGUUCGCGGAAACAUUUCAAGAAGAUCUCAAAUCAACUCUUGGCCUGGAUGUGCAGCUCACCCAUGGCGCGACCCGUAAACCAAACACCGUUUUCGUGACAUUGCGCAAUAACACCGGCUUCAGGGAUGCGGCAGGCCGAUGGACUGCCGAAGGAUAUAAGCUUCGCGUCGACGACAGCGGCGUAGUCGUCACUGGAGCUAGUCCGUUAGGUGCGUGGUGGGCAACACGGUCCAUUAUCCAGGCUGCGGUUGCUGGAAACUCGACGCUGCCAAAGGGCACCGGUAUUGACGCUCCUGCAUGGGGCAUCCGGGGUGCUAUGCUUGAUGCUGGCCGGAAGUACCAUCCGCCGGAGUUCCUGAUCGAAAUGUGCUCGUACCUGUCGUUCUUCAAGCAGAACACAUUCCACGUGCAUCUAAGUGACAACCUCUACAACAAUGUCGACCUGUAUUCCACUGAAGACUCGAUGGAGCUGUACGCUGCGUUCCGCCUGUGGUCUGAGGACGAGGCAGUGGCGGGUUUGAAUCGCCGUCGCAACGAGUCGUACACCCGCAAGCAAUUCGACAACGUCCAGACGCAAUGCGCUAAGCGCGGCGUCACCAUCAUCCCGGAGAUUGAAGCACCUGGCCAUGCACUCGUCAUCGUACAGUGGAAGCCCCAGUUGGGUCUGGGCGACCUGAGCAUGCUCAAUAUCAGCCAUUCGGAGACUAUCCCGACGAUGAAGACGAUCUGGAAGACCUUCCUGCCGUGGUUCCAUAGCAAAGUGGUCCAUAUCGGCGCGGAUGAGUAUGACAGCAGUCUCGUAUCUGACUACACCCAGUUUGUGAAUGAAAUGAACACCUUCAUCCAGGAUGAGACUGGUGGAACCAAGACGAUGCGGAUUUGGGGCACAUUCACGCCCAAGCAGGGUGCUAAUGUAUCAAAAUCCAUCUCCUACCAGCAUUGGGACGUUAGCGCCGACCAGCCGUACUAUGACUACAUCGAGAAUGGAUACAACGUUCUUAACUCGGACGACUAUCUCUACCUAGUCGGCGGCUGGUCCGGAUCCUUCGACCAGGUCCUUGACUUGGGCAAGAUCUUCGACGGACCCUUCGGCGCCCCUUACUCGCCAAUUGUCUUCGACAGCAGCACCAUUGGGGAUAAUCCCUCCCGCAACAACCCCCGUGUUCUAGGCGAAUUGGCCGCCCUCUGGAACGACUACGGUCCCAACUCUACCACGGCCCUGCAAACGUACUACUCCUGGCGCGACGCGCUGCCGGCUCUUGCGGACAAGCAAUGGGGCGGCAACAUCACCGAGUCUGAAUACUUGGCCAUCUUCGACGCGCUUCAUGCUGCCGUGCCGGGUCAGAAUCUAGACCGUGCGAUUCCUAGCCAAACAAACACGAUCCUACGGUAUACUUUUGCCGACGACAGCUCUUCCACGGUCACUGAUCACUCCGGCAACGGCUACCACGGCACCCUCCAUGGAUGCACAGUCUCCUCGUCGACCCUCCACCUCCGCGACGGGUGCUACCUCUCGACGCCCCUAGGCAGCAAGGGUCGUGAUUACACACUCUCGUUCCGGGUGAAGCCGACAUCAUCGACACCCGGCACGCUCUUCGCCGGCCCGGAUUCGAUCUUCACCCACGGCAACGGCACCAUCUCCAACGCGACCCUGAUCUCCGGCGGCAACCCCUACUCGCUGAAUUAUACCCUGCCGCUGAACACAUGGACCGACGUCCGCCUUGUCGGUAAGGGCAACAUCACGCGACUGAGCGUGUCGUCUGGACCGCGGGGCGCAUCGACGAUGGAGUUCACAACGAGGAUCGGAGUCAACGGAGAGUACUUUGUGUGGGCACCGAUUGCGAUUGAGGCGCCGCUGGCGCGGAUUGGAGAGGGUUUUACAGGGUUGAUGCAGGAGAUCGUAUUGACGGGGACUGCGGAGUAG